CUGCCUCAGUCAUCUAGCAGUUGGACACGAACACCUUGAAAAGGACAGAGUUAGCAUACUCUAUAGAUCUCCAAAGGCCAUAUUCAUGGUGCACUUCCAUGGCUUGGCUCUUUAGGAUGAAGAAUGUAAAGAAAUUACAUUUUCCACUGGUUCUUGUUUUAGCUUAUCUCUGUUACGCACAAGGAGACUAUGCCCCACAUUUCUUUGACAAUGGACCAUAUGGUGACAAUGGAAACCUGGCUCUCUUCAGUCUGUCAGAAGACACACCAGUCGGCACACAGAUCUAUGCUCUCAAUGGCACUGACCCAGAAGGUCAAGAGGUGAGGUAUGGUGUGGCAUUUGAACCAGGAUCUAAAGAGUUCUUCCGAGUAGACCCCAAGUCUGGCAACAUUACUUUGGUGGAACCACUGGAUAGAGAGAAACAAGAUUCAAUUGAAGUUUAUGUCAGCAUCACAGAUGGCCGAAACAAGGUCACAGAAAAAGUCACAGUGUUUGUAAUGGAUGCCAACGAUGAGAGACCAGAGUUUGAAAACAUGCCUUCCAUUGUAGAUGUCCCAGAGACUACAGAGUCAGGUAACAGCAUCUACAAAGUGAAGGCUGUGGACAGGGACACUGGCUCAGGAGGCUCUGUCACAUACUACCUCCAGCAGAGCACUCAGGACAGUAAGUUCUCCAUAGACAGACACAGCGGCGUCCUCCGCAUCAAGCCUGGGGAGAGCCUGGACUAUGAGCAGUCGCGGACCCACUUUGUCACAGUGGUGGCAAAGGAUGGUGGGGGGGAUUUCAACGGCAAGGAGCAGGUGAUGUCAUCCUCUGCCACCCUGACCAUCAACGUCAUCGAUAUCCAGGACACACCGCCCGCCUUUGUGGGGACUCCAUAUUUCGGCUAUGUCUACGAAGUGUCUUCACCGGGCUCAGAAAUAUACACUGUCCUUGCCAAGGAUGGAGACGUGGGGAACCCAAACCCGAUCCAUUACUCCAUAGAGAGUGGUGCAGAUGGGGUUUUUGGCAUCAACAAAACCAGUGGGUGUAUCCGCUUGCUAAUUUACCCUGUCAAUCUAAAGAGAGAGAUAUUCAACAUCAAAGUCAAGGCCUCAGAGGUCAGCCCGGAUAUGGACUUUUUGGACUUUGGUUUAACCACGGUUGUGAUUCGAGUUGUUGACCUCAACAACCAUCCACCAACAUUCUUUGGUGAAAAUGGACCACAGAACAUGUUUGAGAUGACCAUGUAUGAGCACCCCCCUGAGGGAGAGAUCCUUAGGGGUCUGAAGAUCACCGUCAAUGAUUCUGAUCAGGGGGCUAACGCUAAGUUCAACCUGAGACUGAUUGGCCCGGGGCGAAUGCUACGAGUGGUUCCUCAGACAGUACUCAACGAGGCACAGGUCACCAUCCUGGUAGAGGACUCUGCUGCUAUGGACUACGAGAAACACCAGUUCCUGACCUACAAGCUCCUUGCUGUGGAGAUUGAUACCCCUGAGAGGUUCAGUGCCACUGCAGACAUUGUCAUUCAUCUCCUCGACUCAAAUGACAAUGCUCCAAAGUUCUCCUCUGACUACUACAUCGCCCGAAUUCCCGAAAACUCCCCAGGUGGUUCCAAUGUGGUGGCAGUGACGGCGACAGAUCCCGACUCUGGGCUCUGGGGAGAGGUCAAAUACUCCAUCUACGGUUCAGGGGCAGACCUGUUCCUGAUCCAGCCUGCAUCUGGUAUCAUCUACACUCAGCCAUGGGCCAAUCUGGAUGCUGAGGUCAAGUCCAAGUACAACUUCUACGUCAAGGCCGAAGACACAGAGGGUAAAUACAGCCUGGCUGAGGUGUUUGUCACCGUGCUGGACCUAAACGACCACUCGCCAGAGUUCAAUGAUAAAUUUCUGGAGAAGACCAUGGUCAUUGGAGCACCAGUGAAAAUAGAGGCUGUGGAUGACGAUGCAGAGGAACCCAACAAUGUCAUUGAAUACUCCAUAAUGAAGGCUGACCCAGAUAACAUCUUUGACAUCAAUGCUGACACGGGUGAGAUCAAGCUCAAGUCCUACAUCAAGUCCAUGGAUAUUGUCCAGAACAUCACCAAGCAGAAGGACUGCACCUGGUCUGUAGUGGUCCAGGCACGCGACCGGGGUUCACCAUCCUUUAGCACCACCACCGUGGUCAAGAUAGACAUCACAGAGGCGACUCAACUCAGGGGGGGGCCUUUGGCGUCCUUUUUAAUGCGUAGUAGAGACAAGCCAUUGCAAAUCCUAGGCGUAAUCGCUGGUUUUAUUAGUAUCAUGGUAAUUGUCACAGUCUUCAUCUCCACCGCAAUGUUCUUGCGCAACAAAAAGUCAAACAGGAUCCUGCCCAACCGGCGCAUUCGGAGGCGACCUCGACACCGGCAGCCCUGGACUUUCAAGAACCCCUUUAAGAAACCGGAUAACCCCGGAGAGAAGUUUGUUGUGGAAGAGCCAGAGCUUGAAGAGGUGGAUAACAUUAACUGUAACAACAACUUGGUGGACUACCACUACCGCCCACCAGCUCCUGUCCCGUCUGCCCCCGCACUGCCCCCUCCCGGCUACGGCUACUCCAGGCCAGGGGACAGGCAAUGGAUGGUUCCCACUGUGUCUGGCACAGUGACUGCCAAGCCUAAGAGUAAAUCCUUCAGGGACAGAGAAAACUGUGUGAACGUUGCGCUGGUGUCGGAGCUCAAAAUGAGACUGGAACAGAAGAGGAUGCAAAACCGCUACUAGGAGUGUGUGUGUGUUUGCAUGUGUUAGUGGAGGUUUAUGUGUGUAUGGGAAUGUGUGUAUCCAUUAAAGAUAGGAUAAACUCAUCAUGAUUAUUUUAUAGAGGCUUUACAAUGUAUAAUUGUAUAAGGGCGAACUCACCUCAUGUCUCCUUUCUUUCUAAGCUAUUUGUGUGAUGUUCAAUGCAUACAUAUUUAUAUUGUUCGAUAUAUUUUGUAUUUGUUUCAGUAUAUGCUGAUGUAAAAUUCUGGACUGAUGAAGCCUACAUCGAUUUGUUGAUAGUUGUUUACAGUCCUCCCUGGACCUCAGGUCCUUUGUAGGUCAUGGGGAUGAGGCAAUGGACAAGAUCUUACAGUGCCAGGUUGCUAUUUGGUCUUGAUCCAAGCUCCUUACAGGGGCUUUAAUGUCUAAAGAGAUCAUCCAAGGGAGGUGGACUCAACUGAUCACCUGAUGAAGACAUCUAAUCCAACUACUUUGGUGUAAAGCAACAUGCAUUCAUCCCAAACACUUGACACAUUGGAAAUCAUUCCAAAUGAAUCAUGCUUGAGGUCACUUGAUGUCUGUAAUGUAACUGCCAUUGGCCACAACGUGUCUCAUUGUAUUUCAUGUGUUUAUGUGUUUCUGUUACAGACUGGAAAUAUAGACAUACAGAUGUCAAUGUUUCCAAACUCUUAUGUUUUACCACAAACAAAUACCUAACAAAGUAAAUAA
Osmerus eperlanus (European smelt) is the source of this 3425-nucleotide messenger RNA. RefSeq names its product cadherin-related family member 1a (gene cdhr1a). Gene Ontology annotation, molecular function: cadherin binding; calcium ion binding. The coding region runs from base 99 to 2717 and encodes 872 amino acids. Gene Ontology annotation, cellular component: adherens junction; catenin complex; plasma membrane. NCBI's taxonomy places the organism in Eukaryota, Metazoa, Chordata, Actinopteri, Osmeriformes, Osmeridae. The record is from RefSeq and is a predicted model, not a curated record. The transcript has 17 exons. Gene Ontology annotation, biological process: cell-cell adhesion mediated by cadherin; cell-cell junction assembly; cell morphogenesis.